Dufourea novaeangliae is the source of this 1635-nucleotide messenger RNA. RefSeq names its product BRISC and BRCA1-A complex member 1-like. The record is from RefSeq and is a predicted model, not a curated record. Gene Ontology annotation, biological process: mitotic G2 DNA damage checkpoint signaling; positive regulation of DNA repair; protein K63-linked deubiquitination. The transcript has a single exon. Bases 262 to 1077 code for a protein of 271 amino acids. NCBI's taxonomy places the organism in Eukaryota, Metazoa, Arthropoda, Insecta, Hymenoptera, Halictidae. Gene Ontology annotation, cellular component: BRISC complex; nuclear body; BRCA1-A complex.
UAGAACAAACGAAUUGUGUUAAAUUUUUUUGAGUUGUUAUUUUAUAUCCGUUCUACCUCUCAGAAUGCUCAAGAACAUUUUACGAAACACAUCGACCGUAUGUCAGUAGUAACAUUUCAACAGAAGGAAAACAAGGAUAUGUUAAAUAAGCAAGAUUCGAAGAAAAUGAAACGCAGAUAAUAUCGACAGAUGGAUCUAGACUUGUGAUUACGAUCGAGCCAGUGUGUCUGGAAUUCAGAGCCAAAGAAAAAAAGAUCGAGAAUGAACAACCUUAGCAGUGUCGCUGGUUUCCUUCCGGAUGUCAGAUCGACUUUAUCCGACGAAAAUAAUGCUUUCUUCCGAAAUCUCUCAGGAAUAAAUUUGCCCGAGAAAAUUUUAUUCGUAAUCGACACUGUCAGAGAGACGAAUUGCACUCCGUUUAAACUUUCCACAGGAGCUAAAUACAUGCCUCUGUUUAUGAUGAAACGAGUGGUGGAAAAUUUUGUUUGUAUAAAAUCAACCAUUCAACGCAAACACGAAUAUGCGAUCAUGACCUUGAAUGGCGACAGUGCUAAUUGGAUUUGUGAUUUUACCAACAAUACCAAAAACAUUGUCGAUCACUUGGACGCCAUCGACGAAGAUUUCCAGGAGGAAGAGCGAAACGCUUACGACCUAGGACAAUUAUUCGAAAAGAUACAAUCGAAACUACCUAUGCCACCAAAGAAACACAGUACCUUAAUUCCAACAUUCAUUACUCGAGUUAUUUUGAUGUAUUCUCGAUCGAACAGUAUUCCGAAAUUCGAUACCAGUAAAAAAUUUUUCGACAGUCUCACGGAAAAUCCGUACUUUUUCAUAGACGUUUUGUAUAUACAUGAACCUCCGUGUUCCGAGAAUUUAUGUGAAGAUAUCUAUGCUGAGAUAGCGAAGUUAGAUACAGCAAAUUAUUCGUACAUAUUAGAAGUAGGGAAAAAUGCUGCAAAAUUACACGACAACAUGGCAAAAUUAUUGGCACAUCCACUGCAGAGACCAUCUCAAAAGGAUGUUUGUUAUACAAUUUAUUCGCCGCCCAGUAUUCAAGAAACCCAUACUAAUGUUUAAUAUUGCAACUGCAAAAGUGAACCAUUGUGAAAGUUCGAAGCUUAAACUUUCUACACCAUCGAUGCUUAUUUCGCUGAUCGUGAUUAAUCGAUAACAAUUUUCGAGCACGUGUAGCCUGUAAACCAUAAACUUUCAAGUGAAACAUUUAAUACCAAGUGCUAAUCAGAGGCUGUAGGACAUGUUCAAUGAGACCAGUUAAAUCUGAUAUUUUCAUUCGCCGAGUGCCACUGGAAUCGUCAGACAUCGCCAAGAGAUUUUCUCCUCGUCGUUGUUCCAAUAUACUUUUCCUCUUACUUUUGGAAACUGGGCGUAACUCAAUACUUAGCACGUACGAAGCGCGCUCAUAUGGAAUAGAAAUCCGAAGAAACAUCAUUGCAAAAACUAGCGAAUAUAAAUGUGUAAAUAAAACGGAAUUUAUUUGCGUAUAAAAAAUAUAAUCUCGAAAGUGUUAUCAAUAAGUACAUACCCGCGCAUCAAUGCGUACAUAGUCGUUAGACGUUAUGUUUAUACAACGAUUUAUACCAUUCGAGAAUAACAUUAUACACUAUAUACACUAGC